Molecule: messenger RNA, 1191 nt
Organism: Entrophospora sp. SA101
Lineage: Eukaryota; Fungi; Glomeromycota; Glomeromycetes; Entrophosporales; Entrophosporaceae
Source: the annotation of a GenBank genome assembly
AUGGCUAAUAGACAAUGUUACAAUAAGAUUUAUGAAAAAAUCCAAAAUGAAAUUCAAGAUGGAAAUAAAAACGAAAAUGCUUCAUUAUUUUUCAUAACUGGUAAUCCAGGAAUAGGAAAGUCAUAUUUUGGUCUUCACUUACUUUAUCAAUUUGCAAAAUUAAAAAAAGAAAUAAUUUAUCAACAUUUCAACUAUCCAGGAAGAGUUUUUUAUUUUUCAUCAAAAGAACAUAAAGUUUUUGAGGGGAAAACACUGGAUGAAUUUAGUAGAGUAUUAAAUCUGGAAUCAACAUUACACAUGGUUGAUGAUAUGAUACCUUCAAAUUAUCCUGCAGUAAAAAUAGUCCUUACUUCACCUCAAAAAAAAAAGAUUAAAGAUGAAGUAGAAGAUGCUUGUAAUCUGUUAUAUACUUCUAGGUCUAUAGAUGAUGCAAAAGAAUUAUAUGAAUUAUGUGGAGGUAUAGCUCAUUAUAUUUUUGAAUGGAAAAAAGAAGAAGCUUAUCAAGAGAUAGAUUUGGCUAUUAAAACCUGUGACCUUGGUAAGAUAAUAAAAUCUGUUGGUGAGGUUGAUGCUCCUCAUGAUACUUCUCAUGUGAUAGUACACAUUGUAGUAGAUCCUCAAACUUUUCAACGACACAAAGUUCAAUUUGCCUCUUCUAUCAUCAGAGAAAAAAUAUAUCAAAGAUUUUUAAAUGAACAACAAUUUUCAUUACGUAAUUUUUUAAAAGCAUGUGAAGAUGAAUCAAUUACAGGUGGUAUCUGUGGUAAUUUGCUUGAAGAUUUUGCACAUAAAAUGCUAAAAGCUGGUGGAAAGUAUGAAAUAAAAUUAUUAGAGUCAGAAGAAGAGUUAAGAGAAGGAGAUACACAAAAGAAAAAACUUAAAUCUAAUAAUGGAACAUCAGCUUCUUUAAUUAAUGAAUUAAAUUUGACUGUUAAAGGAACUUUUAAGUUUUCAAAACUUGAAGAAAUAACAGCAAAACAUCAAGUAAUUAAACAUCUCAAUGAACUUCAGAAUGAAGAAAAUGAGACAGAACUAUAUUUUGUUGUUCCAGAUGAAAUUUAUUUAACAUUUAAUAAGCAGAAGUUCCAAACAAAACCAGGAAAAAAUGCAGAAAGAACACCACCAAUUAUACAUUCUAUCAAGCAAUAUUCUCUUAAAAUUCCAUUGGAUGUAAAUAUGAUGAUUUCUUAA